Messenger RNA from Dentiscutata erythropus, 951 nucleotides. The record is from the annotation of a GenBank genome assembly. NCBI's taxonomy places the organism in Eukaryota, Fungi, Glomeromycota, Glomeromycetes, Diversisporales, Gigasporaceae.
ACUGUUGAGUUAAUGAGAAUUCCAGACACUGGAUCCCGGGUAAGUGCAAUAUGUAUUUCUCAUUCUAUUCAUUUACUGUAUAUGGUAUGGCUAGAAGUGUUAUAUCUAAAUAUUUUUAACAAAGAUCAUUCCCCUUGGCUUAAUUUGUACGGAAUCACACGUUAUUCUCAAGACAAUCUAUUAUUCUGGGUAUUUUAUAUUGAGCGUAACAAGAGAUAUGGAGUUUGUCCUAGUUGCAAAAAAUUCAACACAAAUAUUGCAUGGUGCAAAUCGUGCGACACAUCUGUUCUUAUAUCUCAAUUUGAAAAUUGGACUAGCGGAGACAAGAAAAUUGAUAAAUUUAUACAGAAUACGCAAAGAGAUUCCUUUCACUACAAAAACUACUUAGAAUAUAUUCCAUUUGACCGUUUCAAAGAUGUGAAAUAUCUAGCAAAAGGAGGAUUCAGCACAGUGUAUCAAGCCACUUGGCUAGAUGGUUUUCGAACUUUUUAUAAAUCACAUAAGAAUCGAUUAAAGCCAAAAUCUGUUGUUUUAAAGACGUUUCCAAAAAUUACAGGGAAGGAUAAAUAUUGCCUUAAAGAGAUCAUAGCUCAUCAAAAUGUCACAAUUAGACGAAAUGGACGAAGGAGUGACGCAAUUCAUCCGCAUGGAAUUACAUGUCACCCGCAUUCUAUGGAAUUUUUUAUGAUUUUUGAUUAUGCUAAGGAAGGGAAUCUACGUCAAUAUUUACGAAAUAACUACCACCGAAUAAAAUGGAUUGACAAAUUGAGAAUACUAAAGGAAAUAAGUAAACAAUUAUUUGCUGUUCAUACCCAUGGAUUUCUGCAUAAUGAUCUUCAUAGUGGCAACGUUCUUUUUUCAUCUCAGGGAAAAAGCUUUGUAUUUGAUUUUGGCUUAGCAGAGAAAAUAUCGGAAAAUUCUAAUGAUUUAAACCAAUCAAGGAUACCGGGA